Molecule: messenger RNA, 2227 nt
Organism: Episyrphus balteatus (marmalade hoverfly)
Lineage: Eukaryota; Metazoa; Arthropoda; Insecta; Diptera; Syrphidae
Product: octopamine receptor beta-1R-like
Exons: 8
Coding region: 663-1964 (433 amino acids)
Biological process (GO): adenylate cyclase-activating adrenergic receptor signaling pathway
Cellular component (GO): membrane
Molecular function (GO): octopamine receptor activity
Source: RefSeq, a predicted model, not a curated record
GUAAAAAUAAAAGUCCCUCCAUUGUACAUGCUACAUAGAGAGCGGCGUGUUAUAUCCUGUGCGGCGGCGAGUAAAAUACAUCAUCACAGUGCCAUUCAAUAUUCAAUUCGUUUCUAGACUCAGGUGUGUGACGACAGCGUGUGAGACGUAUAGACUUAUCGGGGAAAAGUCAAUGAUUCUUAUCACAGAAAGUUGAAAGUUGUGUCUGUGUCUGCUUUUUUCUUCUUCUUGUUCUUCUUAUCGGUCGUCGCGGUGUAAUAUUCAAAUUUAAUAUUUUUAAUGAUGUGUCAAAGUGGGGCUGAUUAUAAUCAAGGAUAAUUAAGAAUUUUUAUUUUUUAAUUUCCUUUUAUCUCGUCAAAAAAUCUAUACUCUCUCGAAUUUAAAUUUUUGAAAAAUUUUUUUCGAGUGUCAAACGAGUGGUGUUUUAAAAAAGUUUUUGAAACCUGUUAUCAGUUGGUGUGAGAGAAAAAAAAAAUUAAAUUUUCUUUCAAGUAAAACAAAAAGAUAUAGUGAAAUAUCCUUGGAGAAACGGAAAUUAUCGUCUUCACCCAAAGAAAAAAGCAAAAAAGACAUUAAACUAUUAUGACUUCCAUCAUUGUUGAUUAUUCUUAAGAGAAAACAUAUACAAAAGGACUGAAAAGAAGUAAUUCGGUAUCAUUGUUAUGACACCGAUUACAACUACAACGCUCUUUACAACAACCACAACUAUAAUAACUCCUGGUAGAAAUGUGAUCCUUGUUGAUACCCCAGAUAGCCAACAAAUCGAUUUAAAUGGCGGCGCUGGAGGAGGAGUGGGAGGAGAAAAUAACGAUGCCGAUAGGCUAGCUCAAUCAACAGUUCCUAUAAUGUUCGAAACGCAUCUACCAAUUAUAAUCUUCAAAUGCUUUGUCAUAGGUUUCAUAAUUUUAGCUGCAAUUUUUGGAAAUAUGCUUGUGAUAGUGUCUGUUAUGCGACAUCGAAAGUUGAGGAUUAUUACGAACUACUUUGUGGUGUCGUUGGCGGUAGCAGACAUGCUAGUAGCCCUUUGUGCCAUGACAUUCAAUGCAUCCGUCGAGGUGUCCGGUAAAUGGAUAUUCGGAUCAAUCAUGUGUGACGUGUGGAACAGCUUUGAUGUUUACUUCUCCACAGCCAGUAUAUUGCACCUCUGUUGUAUAUCUGUCGACAGGUACUACGCCAUUGUGCAGCCAUUGGACUACCCGCUAAUAAUGACCCACACCAAAGUCAUCCUCAUGCUGAUAGUGGUUUGGCUGUCACCUGCUCUCUUGUCAUUUGUUCCCAUAUUCCUCGGCUGGUAUACCACGCAAGCCAACUGGGAACACCUGAAAACGAAUCCUCAUAUCUGCCAGUUUAAGGUGAAUAAAUCGUAUGCAAUCAUAAGUUCAUCUGUAAGCUUCUGGAUACCUGGAAUCGUGAUGAUAUUUACAUAUUACAAAAUUUAUAGAGAAGCCGAUAGACAGGAACGACUUUUGUACAGAUCAAAAGUGGCAGCUCUAUUGCUGGACAAACAUUUACAGAUCAAUCACAUACCCGUCCCAAGGCCCAGUAUUCAUGUCGAGCAAACUUCCAUAACGACGAUGCGAAGGGAGAAGAAAGCAGCAAGGACAUUAGGAAUAAUCAUGAGUGCAUUUCUAGUGUGUUGGCUACCGUUUUUCUUAUGGUACAUAACUUCGUCCCUUUGCGAUAGUUGCAAUACACCCAGAAUUGUAGUCUGCAUCCUAUUUUGGAUUGGCUACUUUAAUUCGGCACUCAAUCCAAUCAUCUAUGCGUACUUCAAUCGUGAAUUUAGAGUCGCCUUUAAGAAAACGCUUCAGUCCUGCUGCCCACAAGCGAUACUCCAGUGCCGCGUCAGUGACGGAGCCGAUCUUCCACCGUAUAUGCAUUCAACAGCUUCCUCAGAGAUCCAUAUGAACAUCCUUCGCUCAAGGAACUUCAAUUCUUCACAGCAAUUUCAAUCAAUGUAUUAACUUAGACUUAAAAAAAAAAAAACAUUAGAAAUGAAAAACAAAAAAAAACAAAUCUCUAUUGGUAUCUUAUAGGAACUCUAUAGAAGAACUGUAUGGAAGCACAAAUUUCUAUUCCUGCUAGACAAUCGUCUGUUUCAUACACAAACAAACAUACAUAACAUACAUAUUACAUUAUAUACGUAAAGUACAUAAUAUUUAUAUAUAUAUAUAGAUUAGUUGUAGGUACCUACAAUUUUUGUCGUUAAGUUUGAUUGUAAAUUUUA